ACUUCAUAUCAUCCCCACGCCACUAAAAGCUUCUUCUUGGUUUACCACUGGACGCCAUGUUUUGUUUUGGCGGCUUGUCGCUUGGCGUGCUGUUUUUCCGCCUGGCCACCGCUCACGUGUUCCUGGGCACCGAGGAGGCCAGUCAGGUGUUGAUGCGGCCCAGACGAGCCAACAAAUACUUUGAGGAGCUCAAGCAAGGCAACAUGGAGCGCGAGUGUCAGGAGGAACGCUGCAGCAGGGAGGAGGCGCGAGAGAUUUUUGAAGAUGCAGCUCAAACUGACAAAUUCUGGGCCACAUAUUUUGAUGGUGACGCGUGUCUUUCGAUGCCCUGCGCUCACAGAGGACGUUGUGAAGAUGGGAUUGGUCGCUACACUUGCUACUGUGAUGAUGGCUACCAGGGUUCCAAUUGUGAAAUUGCUAUUCCUCAGCUCUGUGAGAACCAAAACGGAGGCUGUGAUCACUUCUGCAAGGUGGAGCAAGGAAACCUAGAGUGCUCGUGUGCUGAUGGAUAUUUCCUGGCUCCUGACGAAAAAUCCUGUGAAUCCAAUGAGCCCUUCAAAUGCGGCGUGACAAUCAGUGGCAAAACCAGAACCAUUUUCAGGUACCAGCGCCCUAACACCACAGAGGGAAAUGUCACUGGCUUCAACCAAACCCACGUUGAAGGCAAUGACACCGCCGCUGUCAGUCUGCCAGAGAGCUCAGCUCCUGGCAACAUCACCAGCGAACAAAUGGCGCACGACUAUGUGGAGGAGGAAGAACACUACUCCGACGUAGCUGGAAAAACCCGCAUCGUGAAUGGGGAGAACUGUCCACCAGGAGAUUGUCCAUGGCAGGCACUUCUCCUCGAUGAAAAUGACCUAGGGUUUUGUGGCGGUACCAUACUCAACGAAUACAUCAUCUUAACGGCGGCACACUGCAUGAACCACACAUCUUUUAUCUCUGUGAGGCUGGGUGAGUUUGACUUAUUGGCGGAAGAGGGGACUGAAGCCACUCACUAUCUUGAGACCGCCCUAACUCACAAGCUGUACCGCCCAGACACUUUUCACAAUGACAUUGCGCUCCUCAAACUGGCAACGCCCAUCAAGUUCUCCAGGUUCAUCCUGCCAGCCUGCCUCCCUGAGCCGGAUUUUGCUGAGAGGGUCCUUAUGAAACAGCAAGACGGGAUGGUUAGCGGUUUUGGCCGCCUUGGCGAAAAUAUGCCAACAUCCAAAAUUCUGCAGCGUCUCUCUGUACCCUAUGUGCCCCAACAAACGUGUAAAGAAUCUAGCAGUUUCCGUAUCUCUGCACACAUGUUCUGCGCAGGCUAUGACAAAAAAGCUAUGGAUUCGUGCAGAGGAGACAGUGGUGGGCCACACUUUACAUCAUACAAAAACACCAAUUUCAUUACUGGUAUUGUGAGCUGGGGCGAAGGCUGUGCCAAAGAAGGCAAGUACGGCGUCUACACUCAAGUAUCCAAAUUCACCAAAUGGAUCCGUUCGGCCAUCAAGUUGCUGUUGCGCAAAGAGAUGAGCGGGGGCAGGGUGAGGAGGCAGAGUGGACCAAUCAAGAGGCUGUAUUUAUAAAACAACCACAUCUUCUCGACAGACUGCCGAGACAAGUCGUGAAAUUUGGCUGGAUGAAAGAAAGCUUUUGAGUUUGUGCAUUUUUCAAACCCCAUAAAU
This is a messenger RNA of Phycodurus eques (leafy seadragon), 1661 nucleotides long. It is a transcript of the gene f10, whose product is annotated as coagulation factor X. Gene Ontology annotation, cellular component: extracellular region. Lineage: Eukaryota; Metazoa; Chordata; Actinopteri; Syngnathiformes; Syngnathidae. Gene Ontology annotation, biological process: blood coagulation; proteolysis. Bases 57 to 1562 code for a protein of 501 amino acids. The record is from RefSeq and is a predicted model, not a curated record. The transcript has 9 exons. Gene Ontology annotation, molecular function: calcium ion binding; serine-type endopeptidase activity.